AUGGCGCGCCGCCACCUCCGCAUCCCGCUCCUCCCGCUCCUCUCCCGCAACCCCCACGCCCCCACCCCGCUCCACCUCCGCCAUGCCCUCUGCUCCUCCACCACCGCCACCGUCGACGCCGCCGCCCCGGCCAUCGACCAACCAACCCCCACCGCCUCCACCGGCGACACCCCUGCCGCCGCCGCGGCGGCGGCCGAGGUCGAGCCGGCGGUUGAUUCGCCCCCGCCCCGCGCGCCCCGGGAGGAGGAGCCCCUGCAAGACACGAUCUUCACCAUGAUCCGGCGCCGCAAGUGGACGACCCGGAUGGAGAACUCGAUCCGCCUGCUGUCCCCCACGCUCACGGCCCCGCUCGUGCACGGCGUGAUCUCCGCCGCCGCCGCCAACAACCGCGCCGACCUCGCGCUGCAGUUCUUCCGCUUCGCGUACCGCCGGGCGGGGUUCCGGCCGGAGCCGGCCACCUUCGCGCUGCUGGUCCCGAUCCUGGCCUCCAACCGCAUGCUCAACCACGCGCGCUGCAUCCUGCUCGAGACCAUGCCGGCCUUCUCCGUCGCGCCCGGCGAGGCCACGGUGGCCGCGCUCGUCGCGGCCUACGGCAAGGCCGGGAUCCCGCAGGAGGCCGUCAAGCUCUUCCGCCUCAUGCCCGAGCUCGGGAUCACCCGCACCGCGCUGUCGUACAACGCGGUCCUCAAGGCCAUCCUCUGCCGCGGCCGCGAGGCCAUGGCCCGGCGGAUCUACAACGCCAUGGUCGCCGACGGCGUCGCCCCGACCCUGGCCACCUACAACACGCUCAUCUGGGGGUUCGGCCUGUGCAAGAAGAUGGAGUCCGCCGUGAGGGUGUUUGGGGACAUGAAGACUCACGGGGUCACACCUGACGUGACCACCUAUAACACCCUGCUCAAUGCGUGGGUGCGGACAGGCGAUCUGGAGAGUGCGCGGAAGGUGUUCGAUGAAAUGGCUGAAGCUGGCUUUGAACGGAACUCGGUCUCGUACAAUGUCAUGAUCAAGGGGUAUGUUGAGGCGAACAAGGUUGAGGAGGCGGUGGGGCUGUUCACGGAGAUGGGGGAGAAGGGGCUGAGGUUGAGCGAGAAGACGUUUGCUGCAUUGAUGCCAGGGCUUUGCGACAACGAGGCGAAGGCUGCUGAGGCCAGGAAGGCAGUGGAGGACAUGGCGGAGCGACGGCUCACGCCCAAGGACAAAUCAGUGUUUCUGAGGCUUGUGACGACGUUGUGCAAAGCUGGGGAUUUGGAUGGCGCGUUGGAGGUGCACAAGAAGAGCGGGCAGUUCAAGCAUGUUCUGGUGGAUCCGAGGCAGUAUGGUGUGCUGAUGGAGGGCUUGUGUGCAGGUGGAAAGUGUGACGGUGCUGUCGAGGUGCUCGAUGAUCUUCUUGAGAAGGGCACUCUGCUUAGCCCAAAGAGCCCGGUGUUGGAGGCACCGGCUUAUAAUGCAGUUAUCGAGUACUUGUGCAACAAUGGGAAUACCAGCAAGGCUGAGACGUUCUUCAGGCAGCUGAUGAAGAAAGGCGUGGAUGACAAGUCUGCGUUUAACAGUCUUAUCCGUGGUCAUGCAAAGGAAGGUGCUCUGGAGGCCGCACAGGAGAUCCUCGCCAUUAUGACACGGCGCGGUGUCCCUACUGACCCCCAUUCGCAUGCUGUGCUUAUUGAUGGCUUCCUUAAGAAGAAUGAGCCUGCUGAUGCAAAGACAGCGCUGGACAGCAUGAUGGAACAGGGGCACUUGCCGAGGCCGGCUCUGUUCCAGUCUGUCAUGGCAGCUCUUUUCAAUGAUGGUCGUGUUCAGACUGCUAGCAGGGUCAUGAAGACUAUGAUCGAGAAGGGGGUUACCGAGAACAUGGACAUGGCGCACAAGAUUGUGGAAGCACUCUUCAUGAGGGGCCAUGUGGACGAGGCCAUUGGUCGUGUCAAUCUGAUGGUGGAAAAUGUCUGUAUGCCUGAUCUAGACAAGUUGCUAGUUGCCCUUUGCCAGAAGGACAAAGUGGUGGAGGCACAUAAGCUAGCUGAUUUUGCAUUAGACCGGGACUUUGAAGUUAGCUUCUCCACCUAUGACAGAAUCUUGGAAGCCCUGUACACUGAGGAGAAGACAUUGCCAGCAUACUCCAUGCUCUGCAAGAUCAAGCACAAAGGAGGCGUUGUGGACCAAAAGGGCUGCGAUGCUUUGAUGAGUAGCUUAAAAUCUGGAGGAUACUCAAAGCAAGCUGACAUUUUGUCUAGGAUCUUGGCGGAGAGUGGAUCAUCAACAUCCAAGAAGGGCAAAAAGUUUGCCAUGGGUGCUUAGCGAGUUUUCUGGAUUCAUGGAAAGAUCCUAUUUUCAGUUUGAAGUGAACAAAACAGCAACUUGUUUCUUUUGUUAAUGCUUGUUAAGUCAUCUUUCAAAUGAGGAUUUUCAUCCUAGUCCUAGGUGACAAGAAGGAUAGGUAAUUUUACCUUUUCUCUCUAAAUCCCUGAUUUAAUCAUGUACCAUGUCUUAGAAAAAACACAUGUUCAAUAACUGAGGCAGAUGUACUUGUCAAUUUUGUUGAGAAAUUACAACUACAACUUGCUGUUACUCCAUUUGUGAGUGGGUGUACUAAGGACAAUCCCAGAAUUAUGGUUUUGUUUUGGCAUGAUA
Molecule: messenger RNA, 2622 nt
Organism: Lolium rigidum
Lineage: Eukaryota; Viridiplantae; Streptophyta; Magnoliopsida; Poales; Poaceae
Product: pentatricopeptide repeat-containing protein At2g37230-like
Exons: 1
Coding region: 1-2289 (762 amino acids)
Molecular function (GO): protein binding
Source: RefSeq, a predicted model, not a curated record